AUGCGAUUGGUCAGCGUGGCAGGCGCGCGGUUACGCAGGGCCGCAGAGGAGGAGGGAGAGAAGGAGCCCCCGCCUCCUCCACCACCCUCACACCACUCCAACCACCAGUUUGCCAGCAUGAAGAACAAGUUCUUCAAUGAGCUAACACACCUGCCAAACCAUAAACUCAAAAUGCCCAUGUGGGCUGUGGGAGCCAUUGUGGUUGUAGUCCUUGCCCUCAUCGCCUGCAUGGGUUUCUGCAUCUACAAGAAGUGCUUCAACAAAGGCAAGAAGCCGAAGAAAGCCCGUGAGAGGAAGGGUGGACGAGGGCGUAGAAAGAAGGAGAAGGAGGGAGAGGAAGGAGAGGAGAAGAAGGAAGGAGAAGAAGAGAAAGAGGAAGAGAAGGAGUUCUUUGGAAAAUUGGAGUACACACUGGAUUAUAACUUCACUGAUAAUCAGCUGAUAGUUGGCAUCCUCCAGGCUCAGGACCUCCCAGCAAUGGACAUGGGAGGGACAUCAGAUCCGUAUGUCAAAGUUUACAUGCUGCCGGAUAAGAAGAAGAAGUUUGAGACCAAAGUCCAGCGCAAGAACCUCUGUCCGGUCUUCAAUGAGACUUUCACCUUUAAGAUACCGUACACUGAGUUAGGAGGUCAGACUCUGGUGCUGCAGGUGUUUGACUUUGACCGUUUUGGUAAACAUGAUGUCAUUGGAGAGAUCAAGAUCCCAAUGAACACCAUAGACCUCGGGCAGCCGAUACAUGAAUGGAAGGAUCUUGUUGGAGGAGAGAAAGAGGAGCAAGAAAAGCUGGGUGAUAUCUGUAUUUCACUUCGAUAUGUUCCCACCGCUGGUAAGCUUACGGUUAACGUCAUGGAGGCCAAGAACCUGAAGAAAAUGGAUGUUGGAGGACUGUCAGAUCCCUUUGUAAAGGUGGUGCUGCAGCAUAAUGGAAAGCGACUGAAGAAGAAGAAGACAUCAGUCAAACAAAACACUCUGAAUCCUUAUUUCAAUGAGAGCUUCAGCUUCGAAAUACCUUUCUCCCAGAUUCAGAAAGUCCAAGUGCUGAUCACUGUGUAUGACUACGACAAGCUGGGCAGCAACGACCCAAUCGGAAAGUGCUGGAUCGGCUAUGGUGCCUCAGGUGUGGGGCUGCGUCACUGGUCAGACAUGCUGGCCAAUCCCAGGCGUCCAGUGGCCCAGUGGCAUACGCUGCAGCCAGAGGAGGAAGUGGAUGCUGCUCUGAAGGCUCCCAUCCGCUAA
This is a messenger RNA of Cheilinus undulatus (humphead wrasse), 1236 nucleotides long. It is a transcript of the gene syt5a, whose product is annotated as synaptotagmin Va. Bases 1 to 1236 code for a protein of 411 amino acids. The record is from RefSeq and is a predicted model, not a curated record. Gene Ontology annotation, biological process: calcium ion-regulated exocytosis of neurotransmitter; cellular response to calcium ion; regulation of calcium ion-dependent exocytosis. The transcript is spliced from 9 exons. Gene Ontology annotation, cellular component: synaptic vesicle membrane; dense core granule; axon. Gene Ontology annotation, molecular function: calcium ion binding; phosphatidylserine binding; syntaxin binding. NCBI's taxonomy places the organism in Eukaryota, Metazoa, Chordata, Actinopteri, Labriformes, Labridae.